UCACCCGCCGCACGAUCGAUUUUCCUCCCUUUGUGAUUACCACCGGCGCGUGAUACUACGCGAGUGAGGUUAGUGCAUUUUCACAAUACAGUUUUUUUAUAAGUGAAAAAUUCAAACAAGUUUUGAAAAUGAGUUCAAAUGAGUUCAGAUUGGAGCGCAACGUUGAGUUGUCGCCAGAGACAAAAGCUAUUGCAGAACAGGAGUUACGGGAAACUCCAGAGAGGGUGCGUGAAGCCUUAGAGAGGCUGCGGGAGCUGCUCAAGGAGAACAAGGACCUACACUUCGGAGAUGACGACGAGCUGCUCACAAUCUUCCUGCGCCCUUGCAAGUGGUACCCAGAGAGCGCGAUUGCACUAAUGCGUCGUGUUGCGGAGUUCAAGCGCGACAAUGCGUCACUGCUGGACAAUUUACUGCCUGAACAAGAGCAGACCGCUUUCCUUGACCAUAAGGUCGUCAACGUCCUGAAGGGCCGCGACCAUAAGGGAAGAAGAGUCCUAAUUGUCAGUGUUGGAGGUUCAUGGGACCCAAAGAAGGUGAAUGCUGACCAGCUGUUCAGGCUGUUCUAUUUGAUCCACGAGGCGGCUAUGUUGGAGCCAGAGUCACAAGUUAGAGGAACCGUUGUCAUCAUGGACUUCCACAACAUGGGGUGGACACAGACAAUGGGUCUUACUCCAGCGUUCUCCAAGCGUCUCCUGACCUUCAUCCAGGACGCUAUGCCCCUUCGGCUGAAGGAGGUGCACUUCGUGAAGCAGCCCAUGGUCUUCAACGUUGUUUGGAACAUGUUUAAGCCUUUCAUCAGGGAAAAGCUCAAGAACAGAAUUUUCUUCCACGGCUCGAAGAUGUCAUCUCUUCAUAAGCACAUGGCGGCGUCUCACUUGCCGUCUGACUACGGUGGCGAGCUGCCCGCCAUCGACUACUCCGGCGCCGACUGGUACCCUGUCAUCAACGACGUCUUGCCGCACAUCAACAACUGGAACACCUAUGGGUUCGCCAAGAACUCGUAGACAACUAGAUUUAGCUUACUGCAUUCCGUCGAUGUGAAUGAAUUUCAGCUAUUUAGUACAAGAUAUUUAUGACUUCAGAAUUUUCUGAGCCCAUUGUAAUUCAUUCCUCCUACGGAAUGCACUUUUACAUUUAUCACGUUUGGCAGUUUAUACUAUUCUCAAUGUAACAUAGUUUUAGAAUUUUUUAAGACUUAUACUGGAGUACGUGUUCGAAUAGCCGUUGUUCUAAGUUCUGGCUUACAGUGGUGAUAGGAUAAUUGUUAAAUAAUGCCAUGUGCCCGAGCACCACUAGUAUAACAUAACUUGAGCUUUCCCAUAAUUGGGGUUCGAUGUUAUUAGGUAUAGAUAUUACCAAAAUUAGAAAUAAAAUAUAGGAAUUCAAAAAAGAAAUUGAAUGGUAGCUUAACAUAGUUCCAAAACUGAAGAGUGUGAGUGAAUGGGUAACAAAAUAUUAUGUGAUAAAUAUUGACAAGUAAUAUAAUAGUUUAAAUGUUAAGGUUAGGUUUACUGAACGACACAGGCUAGAUAGCUACGGUUGAGGAAUUAAUCGCUAGUAUGUUUGAUCUAGGCAGGUUUUAGGUAAUUACAUGACUGUGCAACGACUGCAAUGUUCGUGUGACUUUAGGAUAAUUGUUUCCAUUGUAUGUGUAAGAGAUGUAUUUGUAUAUUCAAAUUUCCAUGGGGAUGUGAGCGAAGUUCAUGACAUGUACGUACGAACACUUUGUAGACAUGGCGGUGUUUAUUUAUUUAGACGUAGGACAGGAACCAUGUUCCCUUUGAUUGUGCACAACUCGCAUGUCGAGAAGGCUGUGACAAUGAUGACGUACGGUGCCAGUUCUGAACCAUUUUAUCACCAAAUGUAGUAUAACCUAUUAUAGUAUGUUUAAUACUAUGUUAUAGCGUUAAGUUACUCAAGACAUUUAAAACAGUACAUUUUCCAUAAUUUAUUCAAUUCGCACAAUUGUGAGCGAUAUGUAAUUUUUGCAAACUGAUGGUCAAUUUUAAAGGAAAUCAUUGAUGUACCUAGUAGCAUUUUGUCGCAUUUAAUUUGAUUGCGAAUGUGUCCAAAUGUUGUUUUAUAGUUCAAAGCAACGUUAUCAAAUAUAUUUCAAUGAUUACGUAUCCUCAGUGGUUGUAGGGUUCUGUGUAUAGCCUCUAAGAAAUGAGCUAUUAGAAUUUAAGUGUAAUUUUAGUAGGAUUACUGGAGUUUCUUGUGGUAUGACUUCUGUAUGUCUAUAGGUAACUUCAUCGUGGAUUUCCUAGACGUGUCCAAUGUGCCUUUAAUAGACGCAUUCCAAACUAUUUUUGUAUUGUUUUUUAUAGAUUUGUAAUAUUCUUACUAGGUAUACGGAAAAAUGAAAAAUACCUGAUUUGCUCAAUAUUUACAUGGUGUGUGUGUGAAAUGAAAUGCAUAAAAUUACCUAUUUAUGCAUUUUGUGUAGAUAUUAAAUUUAAAUAAAUGAUUAUGAAAUA
Spodoptera litura is the source of this 2477-nucleotide messenger RNA. RefSeq names its product clavesin-1. NCBI's taxonomy places the organism in Eukaryota, Metazoa, Arthropoda, Insecta, Lepidoptera, Noctuidae. Gene Ontology annotation, molecular function: phosphatidylinositol bisphosphate binding. Gene Ontology annotation, cellular component: membrane. The record is from RefSeq and is a predicted model, not a curated record.